AACAGAUAAGACUUUGUAGAUGAGGCGCGCCAAAAUCUUUCUGCAACUUCCAACUUCCAUUCAUGGCGUUUCCUCUAUCUUCCGCCAUUAUUUCUUACAAGCACUCUCUCAAUGUAUCCAUCACUCCCUCAUUUCCAAAACCAAGUUUUCUCCCUACGAGAUUCGUAUUUUGCUCUAAUCAAAUGCCUAGCAAAGACCCAGCAAGACCAGCCCGCCCCAGAAUUCAUUGCUUGUCCAAGAAAACUCGUUCAGAGGAGCUGGCAGACUGGCAUGAUUUUCCAACCAACUUUUACUUGUCAAUUUGCAGACAUGGAAUUAAGAAGCUUGAAAGUCUGAUUGCUGUGAUCCUUUUGUCUAUUCAAAUUUCUUCUCCCCUCCCUUUGGUUGGUUGGGACUCUUUGUCUAUAUCUCCUGCAACAGCAGUUCUUUAUUCUCCAGAUACCAAGGUUCCAAGAACAGGAGAACUUGCUUUAAGGAAGGCUAUCCCUGCAAAUACAAGCAUGAAGACUAUACAGGAAUCUUUGGAGGAUAUCUCAUACCUGCUGAGAAUUCCACAGAGAAAGCCAUUUGGGACCAUGGAGGGGAAUGUGAAGAAAGCUUUAAAGAUAGCAGUGGAUGAAAAGGAUUCUAUUUUGGCAAGUUUACCAACAAACCUGAAGGAAAAGGGCUCCACAUUGUAUGCAUCACUUAUUGAUGGGAAGGGUGGAUUGCAAGCCCUUCUUGAAUCUAUAAAAGAUAAGGACCCAGAUAAAGUAUCAGUCGGCCUUGCAUCUUCACUUGAUACAGUUGCAGAGAUAGAGUUGUUACAGGCUCCAGGCUUGUCAUUUUUAUUGCCCAAGCAAUACUUGAAUUAUCCAAGGCUUACUGGGAGAGGAAUUGUUGAAUUUACAAUUGAGAAAGGAGAUGGUUCAACAUUUUCUCCAGAAGCUGGUGGUGAACUAAGAAAGACUGCUACAAUUCAGGUUGCUGUGGAUGGAUAUUCAGCACCAUUAACGGCAGGGAAUUUUGCAAAACUGGUAAUUGAUGGGGCAUAUGAUGGGGCAAAACUUAACUGUACUGACCAAGCUGUUCUCUCAGACAGUGGACUUGAUAAGAACGGUUAUAAUGUUCCUUUAGAGAUAAUGCCAUCUGGGCAAUUCGAGCCAUUGUACAGAACAACAUUAAAUGUGCAGGAUGGAGAAUUGCCAAUUCUUCCACUCUCUGUAUAUGGAGCAGUUGCAAUGGCACACAGUGAAGUCUCUGAGGAGUAUUCAUCACCAUACCAGUUUUUCUUCUAUCUUUAUGAUAAAAGAAAUGCUGGCUUGGGAGGGUUGUCAUUUGAUGAAGGUCAAUUUUCAGUUUUUGGAUACACAAUUGUUGGGAAAGAUAUUCUUCCACAGAUAAAAACUGGAGAUGUGAUUCGAUCUGCAAAGCUGGUGGAAGGUCAAGAUCGCCUCAUUUUGCCAAAUGAGAGUUAAUUUUCUCUCUCGCUAAGCACAUUACGUCAUUCUUUGCAUAUGCUGCAUUUUAAGUGGCAUCAGCCUGAUUUUAUUGCUGCAGGUUGGCUUGUCAAGUUUUAAAUUUCCAGUUUUGUUUGAUAUUUGAAGUUGAGUGAUAUGUAAUGAAAUUUAUUAUGUUUGCUCAACAGUGGAAACUCUCACCGAUCCUUAUACCAAAGAAACUCUAAAAUCACUUUAAUAUAUUUUAUUCAUCAUAUAUAUUUUU
Quercus lobata is the source of this 1704-nucleotide messenger RNA. RefSeq names its product Cyclophilin-like peptidyl-prolyl cis-trans isomerase family protein. NCBI's taxonomy places the organism in Eukaryota, Viridiplantae, Streptophyta, Magnoliopsida, Fagales, Fagaceae. The record is from RefSeq and is a predicted model, not a curated record. Gene Ontology annotation, biological process: protein peptidyl-prolyl isomerization. Gene Ontology annotation, molecular function: peptidyl-prolyl cis-trans isomerase activity. The coding region runs from base 63 to 1457 and encodes 464 amino acids. The transcript has 12 exons.